UGAAUCAUUAUUUUGCAAAUCCCAAUGUUUUUAUGAAGAAUUCUUAGCUGAUGCUGAAGGAAAAAAUUGAAAUCCAAAAUAUUCCUUCACUUUCCUUUUUAUAGGAAGUGACUCAGCUGACUUAAGAGGGUAAUGUACUACAAGGUCUUGCAUUUCCUUAUGAUUACCAAACAAAGGUUGCAUUCUUUUUUUAACAAUAAGACAUUAUUGGAUCAACUUUUAGGAAAAUAAAUUUGAGGAGAGAUUUAGCUUCAAAAUGGUGGGCCUGAUUGUUGCAGAUGUGAUCCCGGUGGUAACUCAGUUAGGGACCUGUGAUAUUGAGCUCUGUUUCGGCGACAUUGCUAAACUUCCUGUAGAAGAAAAAGUUGAUGUUGUGGUUGUUUCUGCCUUUAGAGGAAAUUAUAGGGCAACACCAACAUCAUUGAUUGGGGCCUUGAAACGAAGUCUAGAUCUUGGAGUUGGGAAGCUUUCUCUAAACAAAGAAGAAGAUCUACGUGAGAUACACCACUGCUGGUGGACUCCUGUGCUGCCUAAACACCUGCCAUUCAAACGACUCAUGUGUUUUGAAGCUAAGCAUGUAGGUUUUUCUAGGCCUCAAGAACUUGUUGGAGAUGUGUUUCGUUGUCUGAUUCCAAUUCUGAACAAUCAAGAUGGUUCCGUCAUUACACCUCUACUUAACACAGGGGACCAGGGGUACAGUAAAAAGAAAAUGAUGAACGGAAUGGUGGAAGCAGCAGUGAACUGGAUGAAGGCUGGCCUACCAUUGCGCAAGCUAAAGAUUGUGCUGUAUGCUGCAAAUGUGGACGAUAAACAGGCAUUGCUAGAGAAAAACAAAGGAAUAUGUGAACUGUUUAAAGAGCUGAAGGAAACACAUGGAAUGAAAGAACUUGUACAAAAGAACAUUCCUAUCGAGUAUGAUGCAUAUAUUUCAUUUUCUAAAGAAGACGAAAUGCUUGCAGCCACCAUAAAACAAAACCUGGAGUUAGCUAAGCCAGAUAUUCGCAUAUUUGAAAAUCAGCAGGAAAUAAACAAGGAAGAGGUGUGGCAGGGGGACAUGUAUGAGGUUAUGAUACGAUGUGCAAGAGUCAUUACAGUCCUUACUCCUCAGUACCUUAGAAGUGUUUCAUGCAUGGAGCAGUAUAACAUGGCAUUGUGUUGCAACCGGACAGCAGAGCGUGAUAUUCUUGCCCCAUUUUAUGUUGAGCCUAUUGAGGUUAUGCCAACAUACAUGGGACUUGUUCAGUAUGUGGAUUGCCUAGUAAAAGAUACUGAUAAAAUAUAUGCGGCCUGUAAACAACUCAGUUCAACACUUGAUGUCAAAGUUCAUGCUGAGGUGGCUUAUGAACGUCCAAAGCUUGAGUAUGAUGUGUUUAUCUCAUACUGUCAUCGUAAUUCAAACAAAGCUGCCGAGGUGAUGGAGACAGUUAAAGCUCUUGAUCCCAAUUUGAAGGUGUUUUUCGACACAGAAGAACUAAAAACAGGAGCCACAUGGCAGCAGAUGUUGUACCAUGCCAUUGACGGCACCAAGUGCUUUGUUGCUGUGGUAACUAAAGACUACCUGAAAUCGCCAGUUUGCCAAGAGGAGUUUAAUCUCUCCUUAAGUAAACAUUGUCAGCAGAAUGAUAAUUUGAUCUUGGUUCCUCUGCUUGUUGAUGAUCUGGAAGAUGUUCCUCUAGAAUUUAAACAGAUUCAACUGGUGAAUGCGACUGGAGAGUUCUUCACAUCAGCUAUACAAUCUACCAGCACCGCCAUCUUGAAGCACCUGAAAGGAAAGCAGACUAAAAUGCAGUCUAUAUUCACUAAACCAAAAACCUCCCCGAAUAUCCUGGAGACCCAAGAGCGGUUGAGGAGAGCAAGGCUGACUGACAGAUAUCCAUUGCAAGCUAACUGGCGAGAUAAAAUAUUCCCGCCAGAUCUGGAAAGUUAUUAUGUAAAAGAACGAGAUCAAGCACAGGAUGAAGACAUUGGUGGUCAAUCUGAUAAAAAGAAUGAAGAAGAUGCAAACAAUGAUGAGCUAGCUGGACAGAAAGAUGACAUAAAAGAAGACAAAGAUGUAAAUUUAAAAACAGGAGAUGAAGAAAUUAAUAAUGAAAAGGAUUUGAUUAAAUUUGACAUAGUAAUAAGCUGUACAGAGCAGGACCUGAAGUUUGCCAGGUUCUUUAAAAAAAUGCUCAAAAUCUUUGCCCCCAAUAUUACCAUCAGCUGUAAUGAAGGUUCAGAUCAGGAAAAGCGUGCAGUACUAGAGAAUGCGUCGAAGGUUGUAGCAUUUGUUUCAUCAAGCUACACAGAAUCACAUUCGCAUAUGGAAGAGUUAAACAUAGCUCUCUGUCGACAUCGUUUUAGUCCUCAACCAAUCCUCUUUGCGAUUCAGCUUCAUGUUCUUCCAAAGUUUCCGUCAUAUGUGCAUCUGAUUCCUUAUCGAUUUUGCGUCAUAGAUGAGUUGUGGAAGCAAAUUGUGAAGAAAGUUGACUGGCAGGGAGCAAGAACGCAUACACUUAUCCUUGCAACCAGGAAGUUAUUUGAGUACAGUAAGAGAGUUUCUGUUGAAGCUGCUAUCUCACUGACGGUUGCUGUUGGGGACCUUAUUCAAGAAUUUAAAAAAACAAGCAAAUCACUGGAGCCUAUAUGCCCUAGGUCAGUACUUGGAAAUUUUGCUCGGUUAGAUGCUGAAGCAAAUGCUUUGCAGAAAGCGCCUGUUGAUGAGCCUGAACUUUCUCAGAUGCUGUAUACUAUUAAAUUACCAAAGAAGGCAGAAAUCAAAGCCAAGAAACCUGAAAAACUGGAAAAACAAUUUGUAAAGAGAAAUGAUGGGAAUGUUAUUAACAGUCAGAAUUCAACAGAGGAACAUACAACAGAGGUUAAUUCACAGGAGACAAGAAAAAAAUAUUCAUGCAAUGCUUUGUAAAUAAGGGUUAUACAGAAGUGCAUUGUUGUAUUCAACAAAAAAUUAAAAAGUACAUAUAUAUAUAUAUAUAUAUAUAUAUAUAUAUAUACAUAUAUAUACAUAUAUAUAUAUAUACAU
Messenger RNA from Anneissia japonica, 3022 nucleotides. RefSeq lists its product as uncharacterized. Gene Ontology annotation, biological process: signal transduction. NCBI's taxonomy places the organism in Eukaryota, Metazoa, Echinodermata, Crinoidea, Comatulida, Comatulidae. The coding region runs from base 257 to 2905 and encodes 882 amino acids. The record is from RefSeq and is a predicted model, not a curated record. The transcript has 13 exons.